Molecule: messenger RNA, 1553 nt
Organism: [Candida] anglica
Lineage: Eukaryota; Fungi; Ascomycota; Pichiomycetes; Serinales; Debaryomycetaceae
Source: the annotation of a GenBank genome assembly
UAAUAUUAUACCCCCAACUUACAAAGUUACCAAGUACCCUUGAUCUCUACGAUCUUUAUACCCAAACACAUACUUGCUUACUUUAACACUCACGAUUGUUAUCUAACUACUACUACUACUACUACCUUCAAUAAAUACAAUGGCUCCACCACCACCAAACGGCAGAAAACUCUGGAGAGUUCAAAGACAACCAUCUACUACUGGAAACCAACAAGUCGAACACAAUUCCUCCCAAGAAUGCCUUCAAAAUUCUCUCAAGAUUGUUGCUGCUGGUAAGGCAUACCUGACUAAGAGACCUCCUUUGAGAAGACCAAAGAAUCAACCAGGAAAGCCUAAAGAUUUUGUCUUUGUCGAUCUUUCACCAAUCAGAUCUGAAGAAGAGGAAUCAAAUAAGCUUAACACUCAACAGAAAAUUGCAUCUACUUACCCAGCAAAUGUUUCUCCUGUGUCUGAGGCUUCUAAUGAUUCAUUUUCAGUGUCAUCUGACGAAGAAUCAAUGUUCUCAUUAUAUGAUUCAACCAACAUAAAUUCGAACGCUCAAUUUUCCCAAUCCGGUAAUGAAUAUAAUAGUGCGUCUAACUAUAUGCAGUCAAAUGCACAAUUAUUUUCGAUGCCUGAAGUUGGUCUUGGACUUAACAUGUUGGAUGAUUGGCAAUUUGAUGUUACUUAUCAACAAAACUUCAACCAAUAUAUUCCAUCUUCCACAUUUUCACAACAAGAACAACAAUCUUUAAAAAUGCCUAAAGUUCAUCAAAGAUCAGAAUCCACUCCUUAUAUGCAGUACAUGCCAACAUUUGAAGCUACUCAACAAGCAACUCCAAACAGAAAAAGAGCUGCAUCUGCUGAUUUCUCAUAUAAGACUCCAUCUCCAAAGAGAACUACCUUUUCUCAAAGAAAUACUCCUCUGGGAUUGGAAGCCUUUAUGAUGUUUAAUGAUCAAUUAUCAGUUGCACUUCCAAAAGAAAUGAUACCCACCUAUGUGCAGGAUAAUGCUGCAAGUGUAAAAUGUUCUACUACUAGUACUUACACGAGCAUGCCAAGAUCUGUUGCCAAUGCAGCCGAUGCUUUUGACAUGGCCAUUCAAUCUGUUCCAUUUUCUCCAGUUACUGAUGACUCUGAAAUUGAAGAACUUCACAAUACCAAACUUGGCAAGCCAAUUGACUUGUCUACUACUUUCGAUGCACACAACAUGUUAAUUCAAAAGCAAAAUGACUUUGACUUGAAUGCAUUUGUUGCUUUUUAAUUUAUUCGGUUCUAUCUAUUUUUUCAACCACUCCCACAAUUACCCAUUUGCAUUUUGAUGGCGCCUCCUUUGGCAGCCUGAUCAGACUUUUUAACCCAUUCUUCCACGACAAUUCAUUAUUUCAUCCACCCUUGGUGGUUUACUUUGCAUACACUUAUUUUUACUACAUUCACCAAUUGAUUUACUUUAGCUUAUUUCGAUGCAGUUUCGAUACUGCAAAUUCUUCAAAUCAAACUUCGGUCGGGUUCCUUUUCACUUCUUCAAUCCUACAAGGGUUACUAUUAUUAUUAUUAUUAUUAUUAUUAUUAGG